AUGAUUUUUCGGAUAGGCGUACCGUGCAAUGUGUUCUUUAUCUAUCUAUCUAUCUAUCUAUCUAUCUAUCUAUCUAUCUAUCUAUCUAUCUAUCUAAAUCUGGAUCUUUCUACCCGCCAACUCUCCGGGUGUAUUUUCUUAUUCGCUUUUUCACGUUUGUUUUUUUUUCCCUAUUAUGAAAAUGAUUCUCUUUGGAAAAAUUUUCUUUUUUACAUUAUUCAUUUUAUUUAUUUUUAUUUUUCCGUCUUUCUUUUCUUUUUCCGUUUAUUUUCCUCUUCAUUUUACUUUAUCUCUUUUUUUUCUUUCUUUGUUCCGUCCCCUCUCCUUCGACCAACCACUACAAACAUUUCUUUCUUCUUUUUUUUUUCUUUUUGGCGGAAAAUAAAAUCAUUUUCUCUCAAUAAACAAGAAGACAUGAAAAGAGAACCUGUUUAUUUGCCUGUGUUUGGUGCUCUGACUGCCUGGUCGCUAAAGCGCAGAGCAGACGAUGAGUCGGUCUCCGAGAAUCUAUCUAUCUAUCUAUCUAUCUAUCUAUCUAUCUAUCUAUCUAUGCCAUCGAUUCAUAUCUCUCUGUUUCUAUCCGGUUAA
Acanthosepion pharaonis is the source of this 588-nucleotide messenger RNA. The record is from the annotation of a GenBank genome assembly. NCBI's taxonomy places the organism in Eukaryota, Metazoa, Mollusca, Cephalopoda, Sepiida, Sepiidae.